AUGUCUGACGUUCAAUCACGACCCGCUGCUUCUCGUGGCAGGGUGUCUGCUCGCGGUGGUCGAGGCGGCUAUAGCUCUAGAGGUGGUCGGGGUGGCAGCAGCAGAUCUGCAAAGGCAGACAGCUCAGAGGACACGCAGUCCGCAUUCGAAGAUGAGGGCGAAAUCGGUCAGAUGAAGAAGAAGUAUUCCGACACUCUGCCUAUGCUGAAUGAGCUGUUCCCCGACUGGACGAACGAGGACCUGGUCUUCGCCUUGGAGGAUGCUGAUGGUGACCUCGAGGCUGCAAUUGAUCGCAUAACCGAAGGCAACGUCUCUCAGUGGGGUGAGGUAAAGAAGAAGACCACAGAUCGGAGUCGACCCAAGCCAAAGGAGGUACAGAGCACCCCGACCGAGACAACUCCCGCUCCUGUCCGAGCAGGCCGUGGACGUGGUGGAUUUGAAGGUCGUGGUCGCGCUCGCGGAGAUCGCGGUCGGGGCGGUCGGGGCGGCCGUGCAGGUGCUCAUACCAAUGGAAGCCGAUUGGAGAAGCCAGCUGUUACCGCUCCCAUUGCAUCCACUGCCGAGUCGGCUGCGACAGCUGUUCCCGAGGCGCAGAAAACUGACAAGGUGGACGCCGACGCCGAAUCCACAACCGUUGAAUCGACCGACACUUCGAAGGAGGAUGCCAAGGACACGCCCAAGAGCAGCGUCAUCCCCGAGGGCACCAAGAAAGGCUGGGCCAGUUUAUUUGCCAAACCCGCUCCUCCUCCUCCUACCGCUACUACUGCUACUCCUCCCACUCAGAAGAAACCUGCUGCUCCGGCUCCCGCCCCCGCUUCCGCUCCUGCUCCUGCUGCUCCGGCCGCUCCUGCUCCCACCGCUGCCCCUACUACAUCCGCCCCCGAAAAGCCUGCUGCUGUUGAACCAGUCGCAGAGCAAAAAGCCCCCGAACCCGCACCCAUUCCUGCCCCGGUCCCUGCCCCGGUUCCCAUCCCCGUGGAAAAGGCGCCCGAACCGGUCAUCCCUAAGCAGCCUGAGGCGCCGGCUGCUGCCCCUCCUUCAACCGAGGUCACUCCUCCUAAGGAUGAUUUGACCAAGACGAACCUCGCGCAGAUUCCCGAUGUUUCUCCCCCUGCUCCUACCGCUACUGCAGCCAGCACUGUGGGAAGCGCCUUUGAUGCUCACAAUGUCGGCUCAACCGGAACUCCUGGACGUGGCGCCCCUGGUGCCUACCCUGGCAGCGCAUUGAGACACAGCGUCCGAGGUCCGGGCGCCCAGCGUCGCGUUAUGGAACAGCAGGAAGCGGUGGUUAUGCCUGGAAACCAUGCCGUUGACCGGGCCGCCGUGCAGUUCGGUAGCAUGGGUCUGAACGGCGACUCUGCGGACGUCGACAUCGACGAGAACCGCGAGGACGCCGAGACCCGGGCUCAACCCCCUCAACACUCCCCCGUGGCCCCUCGUGCCUCCUUGCCCCCUUCUACCCAGCCGCAGGCCUCGACCGGCAGCCCCGCUGUCUCGCGCCCAGCCCCUGGACUUCCUCCUGUUCCUCAGGUCUCCGCCGCCGACUCUUCCUUCACCGACUUCUCUCGCUACACUGACGCCCACAAACCCUACGACCCAUUCAGCCAGCAGGUUUCGCAGCCUCAGCCUCAAAUCCAGGAGCCAUUCGCCAACCAGGCUCCCGUUCAGCCCGCCGUCACCACCAGCAGCGAGUACUCUCCUUUCUACGGCGUUGACCAGCGUCUCCCCUACAACUAUUACGGCACCUACGGCCAGUCUCAGGAUGCCACCGCUGCCCAGAGAGCGGGUGCUGGAUUCGGUGUUUCCGGCGCCGAAGUACAGCCGCACAUCCCCACGACCCAGCCCCCCAGCCGUUACGGCCAUGUCGAUGCUCCCAACAGUGGUCACAACACACCUAAUCCCACUCUUCCAGCGGCUGCUCAAACCCCGACUGCGGCGCACAUGCCUGGCCAUGCCGCCUACCAAUACCAGUACCCCUACUUCUCCAACCCCCACUAUGCGACGUACAUGAGCCAGAUGAACCAAUACAGCCGAAACCGUCCGAUGUAUGAUGACGCUCGCCGCUAUGAUGACCACUACAUGCCCCACAGCGCCGCCCAAUAUGCCUACGGCAAUCAGUAUGGACCCUACGGCAAGACUGGAAUGUACGGACAGCCCCACGGCUUUUCCUACGACCACUCUUCGUCGCCUGCGGCGGCCGGCGCCUUCAACCAAGCUAUGCCGGGCCGAGAAUCCGUUUACGGACGUACCGGCUCCGCCCAGCCCUCAGAAAGCCAGCAGACCGCGGCCGGGGCCAAUGCGUUCGGCACGGGCAUGUCUGAUGUUUUUGGACGUUCCCAGGCGGGCUUCGGCCAGAGCCAGCCCAUUUCCCAGCAGCCCCCGGUGACUUCGGAGGAAACGAAGGCCUUCGACACACCCAAGGCGGGCGGCCCUAGCCCUUCGUUGGCACAGGCCAACCGUCCUGGAUCUGCGACCAACAGCGUUCCCGGUCAGUCUCAAGCUCAAACCGGACUUCCUCCUUUGCAGGGCCAGCAAGGCCAGCAGGGAUUUGGCGCUUACCCCCACCUCAACCCCCAGUAUGGAGGCCUGGGUGGACUUGGUGGCCACCAAGCAGCCGCUACCCAGAGUCACCAUCAAGCGACCGGCUACGGUAACUACGGCGGUGCAGGAUUCACCAACUACUACGGCAACACUGGUCGUGGAGGCUGGGGCGGCAACUACGGUCACUAA
Molecule: messenger RNA, 2730 nt
Organism: Aspergillus melleus
Lineage: Eukaryota; Fungi; Ascomycota; Eurotiomycetes; Eurotiales; Aspergillaceae
Gene: DEF1
Product: putative RNAPII degradation factor Def1
Exons: 2
Coding region: 1-2730 (909 amino acids)
Cellular component (GO): nucleus; cytoplasm
Molecular function (GO): ubiquitin binding
Source: RefSeq, a predicted model, not a curated record